Molecule: messenger RNA, 930 nt
Organism: Nannospalax galili (Upper Galilee mountains blind mole rat)
Lineage: Eukaryota; Metazoa; Chordata; Mammalia; Rodentia; Spalacidae
Gene: Spmip6
Product: chromosome unknown C9orf24 homolog
Cellular component (GO): perinuclear region of cytoplasm; manchette
Molecular function (GO): alpha-tubulin binding
Source: RefSeq, a predicted model, not a curated record
AUGUUCCUCUUCUCUCGGAAGACCAAAACCCUCAUCAGCACCUACAGUGACUCCUACAGAGCUCCUACCUCUAUCAAGGAGGUCUAUAAGGACCCACCUCUGUGGGCCUGGAAGGCCAACAAGUUUGUGACCCCAGAUCUGACUCAGACCAUGCACUGCCACAUGGAUCCUGAAGCCCUGCAGAAGAUGGUCAAAUAUGCUGCAGAGGAUUAUACCUACAAGAGGUCCAUAUCAGGCCACCCUUACUUGCCUGAGAAAUACUGUCUCAAUCAAGAUGAAGGUAGUAAAUGUUGUACAAGCUACCUGGGCAGUGACCAGUACAACACAUGGAGGACAGGACCUUACAACAGCUACUGGAACAAGUAUUCCACCUGCCUUCCCUGACUACCUAAGGAUGCCGGGAUGGAGACAGUAAUGCGAGGAAUGCCUUUGGAGUAUGGUCCUAAACCAGAGCGCCUCAAUGCCUACGAGCGCGAAGUAGUGGACAUGCUGAACUCGCUGUCCCAGAACCGGACGCUGCCACAGAUCGCACCCCGUUACGGGUGCGAGGACCCUCUGCCCCGCCGCCUGCCAUUCCACGGUUACGAUAGUGCUUGCUCCCGCCGCCACUACUGUCUGCGCGUGAUGGACUACUGCACCACCGGGGAGCCUUGCAGCGAACUCUGCAGGCGACCUUUGUGCUCUGAGCAGCCGACUGUAAGGAAUGCCUUGCCCUAUGAUCACCGGCCGGAAAUGCAAUAUGCAGUUACAACUCUCCUGCCAUUGUACUACCCAUUUCCCAACCUUAGAUGGGACACACGUCACUUCAAGAAGACUGGUGGUCCCCAGAGAAACAACUAUGUUGUCCAUCCUGAGUUUGUGUCUGAGACCUAUCCUGUCUACCAUUUGUGAUAAAGCCUUGGCCAGGCCAAGGGAGCGAAGCAAUAAACU